GUCGCGGGAUACGCCGUCGGCUGGUGGAGCAGCGGCGGGCAGCGCUGCAUCUGCUCGUGCGAGGUCUCGGGCAGCGUGGACCGCGACAUCAUCGGGGUCCUGCAGCGCCAGCUGGAUCGGUGCGGGCCCGACCAGCUGACCUCGCCGCCGCCGACCACCUGCCACUGCGACGCGGGCUCGGCCUGGGUCGGCGCGGCGGCGGGCUUCGCCGUGGGCGUUGUGAUGUCGGACCACCCGCCGGCGCCGAGCUGGUUGCGAUCGCUGAUUCCGGGGGCUCGCCUGUACGUGAGGUACCCGGACGAGGACCUCUGGCACGAGAGGCUUCUCUGCGGGCGCGUACGGGCGGACGGGUGGUCUUGGGUGGUCCUGACACCGACUGAAGACCAGCACGAGGAGGACUUCGUAGACGCCGCCGAGAUCUUGGCCUGUGGGCCCAAAGGCGGCACUCCAGUAAAGUUGUAUGGCAAGCACUUGUUCAGGAUGGAGCACCGCUCCAACACCCCCUACUCGGACUUCAUGGCGGCUGGGCUGAAGCUGGCUGAUGAGUUGGUCAGCGCAGGAGGCGGUGGUCCUGCACCUCCUCCCGAGGCGGGGCCCUUGGCCCCCUUGGCUGACGCCGACGUGGGGCGCGACCCCGCGACCAAGUGGAUCUCGCUCGAGUCGAGGUUCGGCUACGCCGCGGGCGACCCGAUCGACGUGGUGGGCCAGCCCUUUCUGCGCUCGGGCGAUCGUGGCGUGGUGGAGCUGGCGGAGGGGCCCAUUGCCGUGGGCAUCUCGGACACCGUGGUCACAGGGCUCACGCCACGUGCUGGGCCGCUGGACAGCCGCCUGCUGGGGACGAGCUCGGACGCGACCUUCAAGCGCCAGAGUUUUGCCCAGCGCUCCCAGCUCCUCGAGACGGGUGACAACCAGAAGUGGAUGGCGCAGGGGCCCCCGACCAUGCGCUGGGUCUGCCUCGCGCGCGUCGAGGGCAACACUACGCCCAAGCAGCGCCAUUUCUGGGACGGCAUCAACGCGGCGGCCCUGGAGUCGUUCGAGACGGUGUCGAGGCGCUUCCAGCUCUGGGAGGAGUUCUACGCGGAGGCGUUGCGGAUCGCGGAGGCCGGCGACCACGGGGACGACCUGGGCGAGAGGAGGCUCUCCCUGGGGAACCACCGGAGCAAGGGCCUCGCGAUUGUGUCGCCGGAGUUGGAGCAGCUCGUUGCCACGAAGCUGCAGGAGGAAAGUGCGGUGCUCAAGGAGCGCCGCAAGGGUCGCGAGGAGCGGAGGGGAGGCGCAUUUGCGGUGGUGGUGCGCUUGGCGAUUAUCGAGAUCAUGGAGGUGCAGCGUGACGUGCUGCCGCUGCCGAACUGCGCGGAGAGGUUGCUGGACCUGUUCAGCCUCGUUCGCGUCGGCCCCGACAGAUGCGCGCACGAGAUAGGCGGCUGCGUGAGGGCAUCGAGGCCCUGA
Molecule: messenger RNA, 1449 nt
Organism: Prorocentrum cordatum
Lineage: Eukaryota; Dinophyceae; Prorocentrales; Prorocentraceae
Source: the annotation of a GenBank genome assembly